Messenger RNA from Lagopus muta (rock ptarmigan), 708 nucleotides. RefSeq lists its product as uncharacterized. The transcript is spliced from 4 exons. Bases 1 to 708 code for a protein of 235 amino acids. NCBI's taxonomy places the organism in Eukaryota, Metazoa, Chordata, Aves, Galliformes, Phasianidae. The record is from RefSeq and is a predicted model, not a curated record.
AUGUGGCAGGCCAGUCAAAUGCCUUUCCCCACGCUUGCCCCCAUGGCUUUCUCCACGGGCAAAGGGAUUUCCUGGAUCUCUGCCCCUGCCUGGCAGUGCUCUUGCACGGCCUCACUAUUUUGCCAUCCUGCUCCUUCAGAGCAGAACAAAGCUCUGAUGUUCACAGACGAGGCUUUGGUGGAGAGCAGCUUUCUCUUGGCACAGGAGCCAGGUUUGCUUCCUGUCAACAAGAGCCAUGAAGAAAUGGCCUUGGCUAGCCUCCAGCAGGUCUGUGUCCCUUUGCAGAGAUUCUGGACGGAAGAUCUUGCUGACUUCGGGCCAGAGACCACCGCCCGUGGGAUCCGCUUGUUCCCGAGGUUUCAGCUCACUGUGGAAAAGAGCAGAGCAGAGGCUGCUGCAGACAAGAAAUCCGCAAUAGAGCGGAAGAUGAGUAGAGGAGUCUCUGUCGGCAGGCUGCUGCCAAAGCGGAAGACACUUACCCCCCCCAUGCUGCUGCAGCGCGAGCCAGGCUCAAGGCAGCAAAAGUUGGCAAAGGAGCCUCCUACCAGCGUGCUCCCACCGUGUGCAGGCAGCUUCCGCAGGACAAAGACAGGAGAACAGAAGGAGGCGUCUACUGCACAGACCAGCACUGCACUCCCUGCCACCGAGGAAUCUAAGAGAGUGCUGCAGGUACUGGCUCUGCCUUGCUGCAGGGACUGUGCUGCUUGA